Blastocystis hominis is the source of this 666-nucleotide messenger RNA. RefSeq lists its product as hypothetical. The record is from RefSeq and is a predicted model, not a curated record. NCBI's taxonomy places the organism in Eukaryota, Bigyra, Opalinata, Blastocystidae. Gene Ontology annotation, biological process: phosphatidylinositol dephosphorylation. The coding region runs from base 1 to 666 and encodes 221 amino acids. The transcript has a single exon.
AUGGGAGAUCUCAACUAUCGUUUGGACUGCAAUUUGCCGUUGCAAGAGCUCCUCAAACAACUUGAUGAUCAUCCCGAGCUAAUUCAGCAGUAUGAUCAGCUUUCUCGAUCGAUCUCGAGUCACAAAGCAUUUCAAGGGUAUUCUGAGGAAAAAUUAGAAUUCCCUCCAACCUACAAGUAUGUAAAAGGAGGGAAUGCAUACAAUCUUUCCAAGGAGCCUGCGUGGUGUGACCGAAUUCUUAUUCGAGGUAAUUGCACUGUAAAGAAUUACUCGAGCGUUCUCGAAACGACAUGCAGUGAUCACAAGCCCGUGGUUGCCGAUAUCUGCAUUCCUUGCAAGAAGUAUAAAUCUGUGGAGAUGAAUCGCAUUGCAAAUCAGAUCCGAAGCAGGCUGAUUGUUGAUGAUCUCGACUCUGUCGAACUAGACAUUCCAGAGUGCGUCUCUUUUAAUGCAGUUCGCAUAAACGAAGUCCAAAAGCGCGAACUUGUCCUUACGAACCGCGGAAGCGGCAAUGCGUAUUUUCAAUUUGUUUCUCGUUGCAAUACUGUGUGCAAGAAGUGGUAUCGAAUUGAGCCGCUUUGCGGUGUGAUAAGGCCGCACUCUUCUUGUGUUGUAUCAGUGCAGAUUCUUCUAGAUCCUCGCAGUUAUAGAGUAGAAGCAGAUUGA